Pantherophis guttatus is the source of this 2216-nucleotide messenger RNA. RefSeq names its product thiamin pyrophosphokinase 1 (gene TPK1). Lineage: Eukaryota; Metazoa; Chordata; Lepidosauria; Squamata; Colubridae. The record is from RefSeq and is a predicted model, not a curated record. Gene Ontology annotation, biological process: thiamine diphosphate biosynthetic process; thiamine metabolic process. Gene Ontology annotation, molecular function: ATP binding; thiamine diphosphokinase activity; thiamine binding.
UACAUGCAGCGUCUGCGGCGCGCCAGUGUGCAAAAGGAACAUUUGGAGAAAUGCAUGACUGGGAAGAUGGUACUUAACUAUAGCCCAGCAAUAACAGCCAGCCAAUCAAACAGUCCAAAAUCAGACCCAUGACUCAGAAAUAUCCGAACAAACAACAUUCAUUCUACUUUGCAUCUCACCAAAAGUUUUAAAAGCCCAACAGUAACCUGAUAUGGAACGGGUGUGUACACCAUUGGAAUGUCUACUUCCCACUGGAAACCUAAAGUUUUGCCUUCUGAUUCUUAAUCAGCCUUUGAACAAAGACCAUUUUUAUCAUUUGUGGAAUAAAGCGGUUCUGAGAGUAUGUGCUGAUGGAGGUGCUAAUCAUUUGCACUGUAUCACCAAUGGAAACCGUGACAGUUUUCUGCCUGAUUAUAUCAGUGGGGACUUUGACUCUAUUUUACCUGAAGUAAAAGAAUAUUAUAUAGAGAAGGGAUGUGAGCUCAUACAGACACCAGAUCAAGACUUAACAGAUUUCACCAAGUGCCUUCAGAUACUUCAACAGAAAAUAGAAAAAAGCAGUUUGCAGAUGGACAUGAUUAUAACUUUGGGUGGACUUGGAGGUCGCUUUGACCAAAUCAUGGCAUCUGUGGAAACUCUCUUCCAUGCAGUUAAGAUAACCUCUUUUCCCAUCAUAGUUAUUCAAGAGUGUUCCUUAAUAUAUCUACUUCAACCUGGCAAGCACAAACUUCUUGUGAACACUGGACUUGAAGGGAAGUGGUGUGGUCUAAUUCCAGUUGGGAAUCCUUGUGAAUGUGUAACAACAACAGGUCUAAAAUGGAACCUCAAUAGAAGUAUUUUGAAGUUUGGAACACUUGUCAGCACAUCAAACACUUAUGACAAAACUGGGAUAGUGACCAUUGAAACUGACAAGCCUUUGCUUUGGACAAUGGGAAUCAAAGACAAACGGGAUGCUUGAAAGAUUGUCACUCUACUUAAUUCAACUUGAAAUUCAAAAAUUAAAUUUUAUGAUUUUAUAAAAAUUCAGCAUUUUACGUAGUUGGUUUUUAAAAUUUAGCUUCAUUCUAUUGAAUGCCAUAGAUUUUAUGAUAUUUUUGUUCUUGAAGCAAGUCUGUAUUCAUGUUUUUAAAGCCUGACAUUGAAUGUAUUUUUAAAUAUAACCAAUGCAUAGAAAACUUGCUUUAAGACAUGUACCGGUAAGAUGGGUAAUCAAAAGCAGAUAUAUAUACAACAUUCCAUGCUGUAUUCCGGCUGUUGUUUCUAUGCUCAAACUCUUUAGCAAAACUUUGCUGAAGUUUUUUGGUUAGAAUAAGCAAUGCCUCUUAUUAAUUACUAAUUAAUACCCAUGUAAUAAGUUACUGUGACUAAAAAAUACAUGAAGAUUAAUCGAGGAUGUACAAAUCAAAAAUUGCAUAGGAGUACAAACACCCACACACCCCUGCAGACCUCAAUACAUAUCUGUGCAUAAGCACAAAGCCUGAUUUCAUUCUCUCUGCUCUAUCAGAGAUCAUCUCUGUUUUAUCCACUACAAGGAAAAGAACUCAGUAAAUUCAACUCCCACUAAUAGUGCAGUAAUUUUUAUCUCCUUCUUAUUGGUCUAACCACAAAUAGCUGAGGUUUAUUUGUGAUAUGGAAGACACACAAAUAAAUGUGUGUUCUCCACAUCACUAUCCACAAUAACCUAUUUUGCUUGCAUUAAAACAAUAUAGGAAAGAUAUAAUGAAACUUAUUUGCUUGCAUUAAAACAAUGUAAGAAAAAUAUAGUGAACCUGUUAUUUUGCUUCAUUAAAACAUAGGAAAGAAAGAUAUAGUGAAACUGUUAGUUUCUUGUAUUAAAACAUAGGAAAGAAAGAUAUAGUGAAACGGUUAUUUUGCUUGCAUUAAAAUGACAUAGGAAAAAAAGAAAUUGUAUGUCAGUACUGACAGAACAGGAAAUGUGUUUGUUUGUAUGUAUAGUAUCUAAUAUGUGCACUUUAUCUCCUGAUCCCAUGGCAGCUAAGUAUCAUAUAGGUCUGUGCAAAUAAAAUUAAAUCAGAAUGAAUUCUACAAUGUAAGCGGUGUUAAUUAUAUUUUAUCUUGGCUCUCUUCUUCCAAAUGCUGUUUCUUAAAGCUUGCUAAAAUGUAAUGAAAUUAGUUCUUUUGGAAAGCAAUGUCAAUUAAUACCACAUUGUAAUGAGAUCUACAAUUGCCUUAAUAAAGAUAUAAUUUAAAAUAUA